GGAUACUUUACUCCACAGAGAGGUGAGGUCAGCAUGGCAGUGGAUGUCCCUGGACUGGUGUCCGUGGUGGUUUUUUAUAUUUGUAUCCUGGCCAUUGGAGUGUGGGGUUCUCGAAAAUCCAGGAAGGUGGAGAAGAAAUGCACUGGCACCAAGAGCGAAAUUUCCAUCAUUGGUGGUCGCAACAUCAAUGUCCUGGUUGGGGUUUUUACCAUGACAGCCACAUGGGUCGGUGGAGGUUACAUUAUGGGAACUGCUGAGGCUGUUUAUUCUCCAUCUCAAGGUCUCAUCUGGGCUUUAGGCCUCCCGGCAUACGCUGCAAAUUUUCUCCUGGGUGGAUUGUUUUUUGCAAAACCUAUGAGGUCAAAGUGUUACGUGACCAUGUUGGACCCAUUUCAGAACCGCUAUGGCAAAGCAUUCACUGCAACACUCCUGCUUCCGGCUUUGGUCAGUGACAUAUUAUGGGUUGCCUGCAUCCUUUCUGCUCUGGGUGGAACAAUGAGCAUCAUUCUCAGGCUGUCAUCCACUGUCUCUAUCAUCAUCUCAGCCGCUGUCUCCAUCGUCUACACGUUUUUAGGAGGCCUGUACUCUGUGGCAUAUACUGAUAUUAUCCAGCUUUGUUUUAUUUUUGUCAGUCUGUGGCUUUGUGUUCCCUUUCUGGUGCUAAGUCCUGCAGUCUCCAUUAUCUCACACACACCUGCCCUCAACCAGUCUUAUGAAAGCUCCUGGGUAGGACACUUGGAGCUGAUGGAUGCAGGAAAAUGGGUUGAUGAACUUCUGCUCCUGGCUUUAGGUGGAUUGUCAUAUCAAGCUUUGUACCAACGAGUUCUUUCAGCAGCCUCUUCAACGCAGGCUCAGAUCACCUGCUAUGCUGCUGCUGUCACCGUUUUCAUCAUGGGAAUCCCCUCAGUGGUCAUUGGAGUCGUGGCUGCCUCUGCAGACUGGAACCAGACAGACUAUGGUUUUCCGCCUCCCUUUGAACGUGGAGAUGCAGGGAAGAUCCUGCCACUUGCUCUGCAGAACCUCACCCCCACCUGGGUCGGAGUGUUGGGGAUCGGUUCUGUUGCUGCUGCUGUUAUGUCCUCCAUGGACUCAGCCUUGCUGUCAUCAGCUUCCAUGUUUACACAAAACAUAUACAAGACAAUUGUCAGGAAGCAGGCCUCGGAGAGGGAGCUCCAGUGGGUGAUCCGGAUUAGCGUGCUGCUCGUGGGCCUGGCAGGGACCGGUUUGGCGUUUGGCGGUGAUAGUGUUCUAGCUUUUUGGAUUUUAAGCGGAGAUCUCACCUACGUUGUGAUUUUCCCACAGCUGGUCUGCGUGCUGCACUUCCGGCAUGUGAAUUGUUACGGGGCCAUUAGUGGCUUUGUGACAGGUUUGUUGCUGCGAGGGCUGAGCGGGGAACCAGUACUCGGGAUCCCAGCUGUGCUCCGAUACCCUGGUUGGAGAGAGGAGAACAGCGUUAUCGUGCAAUACUUUCCUUACAGGACGGUAGCCAUGUUCGCUUCUUUAUUAAGCAUCAUCAUCGUCUCCUGCCUGGUGGACCAGAUCUUUCAUCACCAGCUAAUCCCUCAGUCCUGGGAUUUCCUGAAGGUGUUUAAGAAGAAAAACGAACCAGAGGAGGAGGAAAUGCCAGACGCAAGUGAGGAGAUGAAGUGUGCUCUCACUACGAAAUUCUAAACUAAACGCGGCUGGAAACUCUGG
Messenger RNA from Nematolebias whitei (Rio pearlfish), 1695 nucleotides. Its product is annotated as high-affinity choline transporter 1-like. Gene Ontology annotation, molecular function: choline:sodium symporter activity. The record is from RefSeq and is a predicted model, not a curated record. Gene Ontology annotation, biological process: transmembrane transport; acetylcholine biosynthetic process; choline transport. Bases 34 to 1671 code for a protein of 545 amino acids. NCBI's taxonomy places the organism in Eukaryota, Metazoa, Chordata, Actinopteri, Cyprinodontiformes, Rivulidae. The transcript is spliced from 9 exons. Gene Ontology annotation, cellular component: plasma membrane.